UGAUUUAUCCAUCUUUUAAUCGGUAAAAUACGACAGUCAUAAAAUUGUUUUAUAUAUCGAUAAAACUGGUGUUAACUGAUGCAAAACUUCAAUACAUUUUCAAUUUUGAGUGUACCCAUCGGCAAUUUAACUGAUAAAUCCGCUUACUAGAUAAUUGACCACCAAACAAGCAGGCCAGUGGAUGCAUGACGCAUGAUCUGUCACAGCUGUAGUGAGCAAUACGGCAAUGAAAAUGCCUUUGGAGCAAUAUUUUUGUUAUCUCCAAAAUACGCAUAAUAUUAUUUAUUUGCAGCACAGGAUUACAUUGUUAUUGGGAGAGAAAAAAAUCCUAUAACAUUUGUUUGAAUUGUGGAGUAGCAUGUAUCACCAUACAUUUCUGUGAUUAAUUUGGAGUCAGGUAACUAAUCAUAUAUGCAAAUCUCAGGAUUUUUUUAGAACAUGUAAGUAGGAGAAAUUGAUAAAUCUUAAUGAUUUUGAGGGUUUACAUAUACAUGAUGGUGAUUGGUAUGGAUUACAGAGAAUAAACAUGAUAAAAGUAACAAUAUAUUUUUAAGAGAGAAGAUUACUUUACCUUGCAUACUUAAAUUAUUUCACAGAAUUGGUUUUUUCCCUCAAAAUUAUGAUAAAUGGGUUUUGAUACAGAGUAAAUUAUACAUUUGUUUAAAAGUAAAAAUUUCAUAUAUUAAUGGUUCUGUCUUGAUCAGAUACGAUGUUUUGUCAAAUUCAAUCUGCUCCUGACCAUGUCUUUAUCAUGUUUAUGGCAAUUUUAAGAAAUUAGGAAUAUUGGUAAUUCAUAGCAUGAUAAUAUUAUAUAAUUAUAUUCAAAUCUUGUUGUAGAAUGUAGGAAAUUUCCUAUGCAGCACAGUGAAAUGUCCUCCAUUGGCUCGCUGACAGAUCUUUCGCAUCAUGACCGCAAAACAUCCAUCGUGGACGACCUCCUCUGUGAGAUAUACGACCGGUGGUACGAUGGUCGCCAUGAUAGUUUUGAGAGUGACACCUUCACGGAAUGUUCCAGUACGUCAGAGGUGUACCACUGGCACCGCAAUUCAUUCCAACUGGAGAACGACAAUAAACACUCCACUCGAAUCCUCCCCUCUGUCCUACAAACACAAAGUGUGACUGAGCUGAGGAAGACUGUAGAUGAGCUGCAGCAUCGCAUUAACUUUGUAUCGUCUCGCCUGGUGCGCCAACUGAAGAGACGAGACCGGAGAGUGGCCAAGCUCCAGCACAACUCGGAUCUGGUGACCGCCAUACUGCAGGCUGCCUCGCAAAAGAGAAGAAUUGACACCAGAAUUCGGUUCAGUUUGGAGCCCUUACCUGGAGAUAGUGCUUUCGACCAAUGGAGAGAUGCAAUGAAAGCAGUGGCCAGACUGCCUCAUGGGUUACCCGACAGCUUCCGUAAAAAGGUCUGGCUCAGUCUGGCCGAUAACUAUAUUAGAGAACAAUGCAUUGAUUGGACAAAGACGGUGCGAUUUGCAUUCAAUGACCGGAGCAACCCAGACGAUGACUCCCUUGGAAUUCAGAUCGUCAAGGAUUUGCAUAGAACAGGGUGUAGUGGAUUUAGCGGACAGGAAAACGACGAGGAUCGUGCUGUCUUGAAGAGGGUACUUCUGGGAUAUGCGCGCUGGAAUAAGAGCAUUGGUUACUGCCAGGGGUUUAACGUGAUCGCGGCCCUGCUUCUAGAGGUGAUGGACAGAAAGGAAGAUGAUGCAUUGAAGGUGAUGAUAUACCUGAUUGACCACGUGUUACCUGAUGGUUACUACGCCCACAAUCUGCGGGCCCUGUCCGUGGACAUGGCCGUGUUCCGCGACCUUCUGAGGGUGACCUUUCCCAAGCUCUCCAAACACCUGGACCAUCUACAGAGUGCAGCCCAGGACAACACCACAGGAGCUAGCUACGAGCCGCCCCUGACCAACGUGUUCACCAUGCAGUGGUUCCUGACCCUGUUUGCCACCUGUCUGCCCAAACACAUCGUCCUGAGGGUCUGGGACUCCAUCCUUCUAGAAGGGUCCGAGAUCUUACUGAGGACAGCACUAGCAAUCUGGGGAAAGCUCACAAAGAGGAUCCUGACGGCCAGCAGUGCUGAUGAGUUCUACUCUCUGAUGGGGGUACUCACCCAGGAAACCAUGGACGGGAGGAUCUUCAAUGCUGACCUCCUAGUCAAAUUUAUCUAUGCCUGUGCCCCUAUCCCCAUGCAACAACUCCCAGAACUGCGAGAGAAGUAUACCUAUAACAUCAGGCCCUUUACCAGUGCUGGAAACUCCAACAGGAAGGCAGGCAGUAUGUUGCCUAGCGAUGAGGAUGACCUUGAUGAAGAGGACCUUGAGGCCAUCAGCUGCUUUACUGGCAUCAUUCCAACAGCUAACGGGGCCAACAGAGGGAAAGGCUCUGACCUUGACCCCAGCACUGCAGACAUAUCAAUGGUGGGGCCUGGUGCCUAUGGUAUGGGUGGGGACUCCAAUCAGGCUGUAGGUUCCUCUGUGUACCUGGAAAGGAUGUGUACUGACAUAGGAUCCCUGAAAAAGCAGUACAGCAAGCUCAAACAGAGGCAGACACAGGCUCAUGUUAUCAUAGCAGCUGCCUCGGCCAAACAGCGGGCUAAAGUAAAGGCCCUGACACCCCACAUAGAUCCACCGAAGGCCAUCAAUCAUCUGUUCAUCAGCAAGGCCAUGCUUCCUAAUGUCAGAGGUUCCAAACACAGGGGUGGAAAAGCCAUGAUGGUUCCUCAUUUCCUCCAAAAAGGACAGAAAACAUCCUUGAAUAAACAAACUGUUCCAGAGACUGAAGCUACAACAGAGAGUGCAGAGUCUCCUGUGAAGAUUGAUAAUUCUGUCUGUGAUGAACCAAGAGAUGAUCAGUCGGACAAGUCACAGGAAGAUGACAAAAGUGAAAAUGUGGAGCGGAAAAAUGGAGUGGAGGAAACCAAUCAAAGUGAAAAUGUCAGGCAUGAAGCUGUGUCAGAAAAUAAUGAUGGAUGCAAGUUAAUGGAAGAACAGAAGAGACAUUGUGCCAUUGAGGAAAAAGACAAAUUUGAAGAGGGAAAGGUUGAUGGAUCUAUGGAAUGUAGAAGUGGAGAGGACACCAAGGUGGAGAGAUUAGACAGACAGGAAUCAGUGGAAUCCAGUGACUGUAGUGUGGAGGAUGUCUUUGAGAAUGGCGGGAUGAGGAGAGAGGAGGCAGUGGAGCCUGAUUCUGAUGAGGAGGACUUGAUCAGGGAGAUUGAUGAUAUGAUUCAGGUCUGUUCCAGUCAACUGGCUCGGAGUAUGGAAGAAGAAGAGGAGGAGGAAGAAUCAGAAAAUUCACAGGGGGAGGAUCUCAAUGAAAAUUCUCACAAACACCCGCAGCGAGAUAUGAGGAUAGACCUUCCUCUUAGAAGCAUUUCUCAGGACUCCACAGGGGAGGACGAAAAGUGUGUUCAGCAAGGACAAAAUGUGGAAAAGCAGUCUAGAAAGAUUAAUUGUGGGGCCAGUCCAAGAAUGAUCACCAUGUCCCAGAGCCUAAGCUUAGCUCAGUAUGCUCAGUCCAAGCGGAAAAUGUCUAGUUGUAGUGUGGAGUCCAAUACUUCUAAACAUUUAACUGACUCAGAUUCAGGAUCGGUGUUCAGCCCUGAGGAGUCGGAAUCUCCUCGGUUCUUUCCAGGCGAGAAAACGAGUCCCACGGCUGGAAAAUCUGUGUCGUGGUCCAGUGACGUGCAAUCUCCUAGUCAUUCUAAGUCAACAUCCUUCGCGAUAAAGAAACCCUUCAAUCCUUUUCCUGUAAGACAUUUCAAUGAGAACAGAGCCAAAACUGGAAUCAAACUGGGGAUGUACAAGACAUCAACAUUCAACCAGCUAGAGAAGCAAUCCAAAAGACGUACCUUAUGGAGCAAAUAGCCAUUUUAUAGCGUAUUAUGUUUCAGGAUGUAGAAUCAGUUUGUUUUAUUUUUUUGUGAAGAGACUGUGUAUUUAACAUACAGUUGGGUAAUUUUGUUCAGUUGGUAUUUUUGAGACAUCAAUAUGUCUUUUACGUGCAAUUAAUAUUAUUAUGAGAAUUUUCAUUUAUUUCUUUUGAUGAUGGUUUACAUUUAUCACUAUUGCUCUUAUCCAAAGAUAGUUUGUCCAUUUACUAAAGAAAUCCUUGUUCGUUUUAUGGUGUUUGGUUGUUUAUUAGUUAUUGUAAUUAUUUGUUGAUGUUCUUGUUUUAUUUCCUUUGUUCCUUUCUUCUUUUUUUUUUCUAUUUUCUUUUUUUUUUUUUUUUGUAAAUUUUGAUCAGGAAUGUAUUGAGAUGAAGUUUAUCAAGUUGUUGUUAAAAAGCAACAUUAUUAAGGGUUCAUGUAUUCAGAAAUUGCUCAUCUCUGAUACACAGGUGUUUGGUUUUUAUUUUUCUCUAUCUCUUUUGAAAAUUAAAAUGAUUGGAUAAGGUCUUAUAACCUGUGAUCAGUGCAUUGCCUGCAUUACAUAUUUGUAGAUUUCUAAAUACAGAGUGAGAGGGGGAUUAUUUUGUUAUUGAUUUGUUGCCUGUAAUUAUAUACAAGUCAUGUAUAUUUGAUAUAAAACUCAAUCCCGUUUGCCAAUAUUUUUAACAGAAAAAUUCAUCUCCAUUUUAUACAAGAAUAGAGAUCGUCAUAUAAAGUAAAGGCUGGUUGUCUCAACUGGUACAAUUUAGGUUAAUAUAUCCACCAACCACAGAGCUCCUACAUGUACCACUGCCACUACCAUACUGCUGAUCUCUCCAGUCAAGUAUCCACUAUUUACAAUGUUUAAAUCAUGAAUCCACAAUCUGUCAAAUUUCCUCCCAUAAUCAUUUUUUCCACAUGUAUUCAACAGUUUUCACUGUAUUUAAUAGCACUGAAAAAAAAAUGUAUUCUACUGCAAGGGAGAUAACUGCCAAUGGCAGAGAAUCUAUUUAAAGAAAUUAUGAAGAUUCUAUCAGAUGAUCUCUGAUUUUUCGAUGUUCAUAAAUCAGAUAUUUCUUUUUCUUUCAUUAGCUAUAUUUAUUUAUGGAGUUUUGUUGGAAAUUAUUACACAUACAAGUAAUAUAUAUUUGUUUUUAAUUCUAGUAUUAGUUUUUAUGCAAUUAUUAAGAAUCUCCCGUUUUAUUACUGAAUUUCAUGACAUUAAAUUCUCAAACCUACAUUUAUAUUCACUUUGACAGCUGAAAGCUCAUUCAUACCAAUGGUUGUGUAUCAGUAAUUGUUUAAGUUAUAAUUUAUUUGACAUUUGUAGAAAAUGGUUGUAUAUUAUAAGUUUUGAAAUGAGAGGUGGUUGUGAAUAAUCUUAUGAUUCAGUUCCAUAUAAUAAAUGUACUAAUAUGUCAAAGUUGAUUUACAAAUAUAAAAUAUAUACUUGUAUAUUUACAAAUGAGUGGGUGGUUGUGAAAUACAUUCCUUUGUUAUAAAAUUCUUGUUUUUUUGUAGAAAUAUUUUGCAUAAUUUUGUUGUUAUUUUAUCCCUGGGUUUUAGGUCUGGAAAAUGUUUGAGAC
Magallana angulata is the source of this 5460-nucleotide messenger RNA. Its product is annotated as TBC1 domain family member 30-like. The record is from RefSeq and is a predicted model, not a curated record. The transcript has 12 exons. Gene Ontology annotation, cellular component: endoplasmic reticulum. Lineage: Eukaryota; Metazoa; Mollusca; Bivalvia; Ostreida; Ostreidae. Bases 855 to 3872 code for a protein of 1005 amino acids.